Rubroshorea leprosula is the source of this 2139-nucleotide messenger RNA. The record is from the annotation of a GenBank genome assembly. NCBI's taxonomy places the organism in Eukaryota, Viridiplantae, Streptophyta, Magnoliopsida, Malvales, Dipterocarpaceae.
GAAAUAUUCAUUCUCUUCAGGUCGAUUUCAGUAGCCAUGUGACUCCUUCUCAUUCUCUGCCUCCUACGCCGCUGUACUGCCAACACCCAUCACCCUCCGGUGUCUAAUCGCACUGUGUCGCCGCUGCCAUUUUCGCACCUCAAGAUAAGGUUAGAAGAUAAUAUUAUCACAGGGGUUUGAUUCGCUGCAAUGGCUCAACAGAAGCAUAGAGUUUUGAUGGUUUCUGAUUUUUUCUACCCCAACUUUGGUGGUGUGGAGAAUCACAUUUAUUACCUAUCACAAUGCCUGCUUAAGCUCGGUCACAAGGUGGUAGUCAUGACUCAUGCUUAUGGAAAUCGAUCAGGGGUGAGAUACAUGACAGGUGGCUUGAAAGUUUACUAUGUACCAUGGCGGCCAUUUCUUAUGCAGAAUACUUUACCAACUUUUUAUGGAACACUUCCAAUAAUUAGGACUAUCCUUAUCAGGGAAAGGAUAUCACUGGUGCAUGGCCAUCAGGCCUUUUCAACUCUUUGCCAUGAGGCUUUGAUGCACGCUCGCACUAUGGGAUACAAAGUUGUAUUUACUGAUCAUUCACUCUAUGGUUUUGCUGAUGUGGGUAGCAUCCACAUGAAUAAGGUCCUGCAGUUUACUUUAGCAGAUGUAAGCCAGGCCAUUUGUGUGUCCCACACAAGUAAGGAAAAUACAGUGCUACGUUCAGGUCUGCUGCCUGAAAAGGUAUUUGUAAUACCUAAUGCUGUGGACGCUGCUAUGUUCAAGCCUGCUCCAGAGAGACCUAGCAGUAAUGACAUUGUUAUUGUUGUGAUAAGUAGGUUGGUUUAUCGGAAGGGUGCAGAUUUGCUUGUGGAAGUCAUUCCAGAAGUUUGCCGCUUGCAUCCCAAUAUCCGUUUCAUUGUUGGAGGAGAUGGACCAAAAAGGGUGCGGUUGGAGGAGAUGAGAGAAAAGCAUUCUCUCCAAGAUCGAGUUGAGAUGCUGGGUGCUGUGCCACAUGCCCAUGUACGCUCAGUGCUGAUUUCUGGCCAUAUAUUCUUAAACAGUUCUUUAACAGAAGCAUUUUGCAUAGCCAUAUUGGAGGCUGCAAGUUGUGGACUAUUAACUGUCAGUACACGUGUAGGAGGUGUCCCUGAGGUUCUACCAGAUGACAUGAUAAUACUUGCUGAACCAGAUCCCCGUGACAUGGUGCGGGCAAUUAUGAAAGCAGUAUCUAUCCUGCCUAGGAUUGAUCCACAAGUUAUGCAUGACCGUAUGAAGAAACUCUAUAGUUGGCAUGAUGUUGCCAAAAGGACCGAGAUUGUAUAUAAUCGUGCCUUGAAAUGCUCCAAUCAGAAUCUUAUUGAACGUGUCUCGCGGUACCUUUCCUGUGGUGCUUGGGCAGGCAAGCUCUUUUGCUUGGUUAUGAUAAUUGAUUUUUUGCUAUGGCGUCUUUUGCAACUAUUGCAGCCUGCAGGAGACAUUGAGGAGGUGCCUGAUUUCAUUCUACCCCACCAACACCAAGAGAGUGAGGUUUUGGAGGAUUUCAAAGAACAGUGCCUGGGUUGAAAUACUCUCUUACAACUUUAGAGAGUUGCCUUGGCUUACUUUUUCGUCCUUAAUGCGAAAAGGACAAAAUUGAUUGACCCAUGCUCUCUAAUAUCUCUCGAUCCGUCCUUCAAGAGGUACAUCUACUGCUUCUCUGAGGUCUAACUGCUUCAAAUCAUUAAACCCAUUGUGCCUCGCAUGCCUAAAGAUUCUCAUGCCUGUCUGUGUCACUGAUGGGGAACAGCACAACCUUGUGGCCCCACAGGAACGCUAACACCAACAACAGUUGAAAACUGGAUCUUACAUUUGUCUACUUCCCUAGCUGGUUUGAUUCCAUAGCUUCUCUUACCCCUUGUUUCUGGGUAAGGUCAUUCUCAGCGUGUCCUUUAUCUGGUGAAAAUUUCCUGGGUUACGUCUUGUAAGUUGAAAUGGAAUGAAUUUUGAUACAGGCAAAGUUUUACUGGGCCAUUUUACUCUGGCGAUUUUUUGUCGAAGCAAGGUCCCAUGUAUAAGUUACUACAAUCCGAGGACUGAACUUUUGUUUUUUGUUUAAAUCUAAAAUUAUUUGCAUUUGACUAUUAUUGGUGAUUAGAAGUGCACUGCUAAUACAACCUGCAGCGUUAA